CAGAGCACAAACGGCUGCAGGCUCAGAGCUGCAUGCUAAUAAUUCACCGUGUCAGUGUGUGUACACACUGCAGCGCAGAUUUCCUGCCACCUCAACCAGACUGCUCUCUAUCGUGUGACAUAGUGUGACCUUAAGAGGCAGAUGAUGUGUGAGUGGUGUUGGUAGGGGUCUGGCUCCUGUGGUGAUACUUUAGAAAUGGAGGAAGAUCAAGUGCCAAACAAGGAUUCCUCUCAAGCCACAGAUGUGAAGAGGGUGCACCCUAAAUCUGAAACCAAGCGAUACAGUGAGAUCUUCAGAGAUUUCGAUAACUUCGAAUUGACUUUAAUUUGUCCUACAGGGGAGGAACUGCUGCUAGACAGUGACUCACAGUCCAUCCCUGAAUCCAUCUCUGCAGAGAGUGCGGAUCUCACAGAGCAACAAUAUGUAUCUGUUCGUGCUGAGGUCACUGAAGCAGAUGGAAACCAAGCAGCCCAGGAAGCAGACCUGGCCCUGUGUCGGUGUGACGAUGGAGUGGAGACGGCGCUGCAGUACACCAAGAUGUGGUGCCGCUAUGCCAAAGACCUCCUGGCCUGGAUGGAGAAGAGAAUCGCCUUGGAACAAGAAUUUGCAAAAAAUGUGAUGAAGACAGCCGAAGGAGCAAAAGCCAACGUGGGGCAGCAGGAAAUGAUGCCUCUGCAGUACAUCUACACAAUGGCGCUAGAGCAAGACAUCAAGAACAGUCUGACCUCUAGAAAGACUUCAGAACUGAUACACAACCGCUGUUACCAAGCCUUGGCUGCCAAGAAGAAUGAGAUCGACAAGUGGCGCAGAGAAUUUAAGGAGCAGUGGGCACGGGAACAAAGGAGGAUGAACGAUGCAGUGACAGCUCUCAAAAAGGCUCGUCAGCAAUAUUACCAGCGCUGUGAUGAGCUGGAGAAGGCUAAAGCCAUCUCUGCUAAAGCUGUGGACGAUACAACUGGACUCAAAACAAUAGAUAAGAGGCGGAAGUCCAAGGAUGAAGCCCAGACAAAGGUGAUGGAGGCAGAGCUCCUGUACAAACAGUGUGUGAAUGAUGCCAAGAUCCACCAGGAUGGGUUAGUGAAGGUCAAAGAAAGAAUUAUUUCCCACAUUCGCAAGCUCAUCUGUCAGGGAGACACUGUGCUCAAGGAGGCCACAGUUAACAUGUUUUACUACCAGCGGCAGCAAACAGAGUCUGUUCCCCUCGGCUAUCACAACCUGGAGUUGACGUGCAGGUCCCUGGAGCCUGGCGAGCCCUAUCUGCUCUACGUCCUCAGCAAGCGUCGCCCCGAGCAACCUCUCCAAGUCUUUACCUUCCAGGAUUAUGUUCCUCAGUGCAAAGGGAACAAACGAAAGACCAGCAACACGCUCGGCUCUGUGCAGGACUCUUUGCCUAUGACAGACGAUAGCCCUUUGAGACGGCCCACUGAUGGCAGGAGAACAGGGUGCAGUGACAGUGAGAGUUUUGGAGGCAGUUUAGAAUCUCUGUCCAGCCCUGCUCACACUAAUAGGAGGCUGCCUAAAACUGCAUCCACUUUGACAGUGUCAUCGGACGACAUGGACGAACGGGAUGUUGCGUCAGAAUCAGAAUAUAUUGACAGUCAGCCAGCCAAAGUGCGCACAAUUACAAGGGCUGCACUGACACACCAACUCAGGAAGAUGAAGAGCAAGAUGGUCAAAUGCAAGCAGUGUGAAAACUACAUCGUCGUCAAUGGGGUCGAAUGUGAGGAGUGCGGCCUGGCUUUGCACAGGAAGUGUAUGGAAGUGUGUCAGCUAGAGUGUGAGCACAGGAAGGGGACUGUGUUCGGCGUGGACCUCUCUCUGCUGUCCCGUGAAAGGCCAGACGAGUUGCCCUUUGUGGUGGUGCGCUGCACAUCUGAGAUUGAGAGUCGCGCUCUCUCUGUCCAGGGUGUGUAUCGUGUGAGUGGGUCCAAGCCUCGCAUCCAGAAGCUCUGUCAGGCCUUUGAGAUACAGAAGGAGCAGGUGGACCUCUCUGACCUUUCACCGCAUGACAUCACCUCCAUCCUUAAGCACUUCUUCAAAGAGCUCCCCGAGCCCUUACUAACCUAUGACCUGUACAAUAAUUUCAUCGCGGUGGGAAAGACCAUUCAGAACCUGAGUGAAAGGGAGCCGGCACCAGACACUAACGAGACAAUGGACAUUGUUCACAACCUGGAAAAACUACUACAGAAACUCCCUUCAUAUUACUACAGCACCUUGCAGUACAUGAUGUCUCACCUACACAAAGUGUCAGAGAACCAAGAGAACAAGAUGUCUCCUAGCAAUUUGGGUAUUGUGUUUGGGCCAACACUACUGCGCCCUCCUGUGUCGUCGGACAUGUCAAUGAUUGCCCUGCUGGAGACCAGUUACCAGGCUGUGCUUGUUGAGUUCCUCAUCACACACCACGACAAGAUUUUUGGCCUUCAGCAGAGACCCAGUACGCCUCCUCCCCCAGCCCCUACUGCACCUCUUCCAGACACCCCUCCCCGAGCUUCCUGUGCCCUGGACGGGGAAGUUUACACCAGCUCAGAACAUGAAACCUCCUCCAGAGAGCGACCACACUCACUAGAAAAUCGAACAAUCAAGAGAGAGUCAAGCGAGGGUUAUAUAUCUGACAAGUCUUCAUCCAAUGAGGCAGUGGACCAGCUCAGCCCUGAAGCCAGUGAGCAAGCAGUCCUGGCUAUGAAAGGGGCAUCAAGCGAUCCUCAGGGUGAGCCGGGGGAAGGACCAGACUCUGGUUUGGGGACCCAGCCACACUAUCGCUUCACCAGACAGCCUGUGAAGUAUUACCGGCAUCAUAACCUAGGAACCCGACUCUCCAAUCCAGGUCGUGCAGCCAGACAGCCUGCGACCCCAGCGAGGGGCCGUCCGGGGAGCGCAGACAGCAGCCGCAGCUCCUCUCCAGAAACAGGGACACAGAGACUAUCCCAGAACUUAGAGGUCCACUCUGAGAAAACCCACCAGCCACUCCAGGCCACUGUUGCCACAGAGAAUAAAGUGGACGUUCCGCUGAGCCCCCGCGAGGUUGUGCAGUACAUGCUGGGGUUGGACUCAAUGUUCACAUCAGCUGCAUCUGAGACAUCUUCUAUUUCAACACAGGAGUCUUCUCAGGAGGUGGCGUCUGGGCGUGAGGUUAAUCAGGACAUAAAUGCAUCCAGUAACAGACAGAGUGCUGGACAGAGACAGGCUCUGUGUCAGUCACCAAAGACACUUCCUCUUGAGCACAACCUGACAUCACCAGCGCAGAAGAUCCUGUCUGGCCUGAAGCUGAGACGCAGCCACUCAGGGAAGGACGAGCAGCUCUUUGUCUGAGGAAGGACAGAAAUAUGGAAUAUUCACACACACUGGAUGUAGAAUAAAAGGUUAGAGGAAUACUUCACUGCCCCAAAUUAUCUUUUGUAUAUCAGUUACUCAGCCAGUGUUACGUUAAAUUCUUGAAGAAAACUUCAAGGAUGCAUCCAGGGUGAAUGAAGAAUCCUAAAACUGAGAGAAUUCUUGAUUAAUUGAAGUCAUAAGGGUCCACAUUUUAUAACAGCAAAACUACAUCAUCAAAACAUAUCUCUAACAACUCCUGCAAUAUCAUUUAGGUCACAUUUAUCCAGUCAUGUGGCUCAGCAAUUCCCAAACAGACUGCCCUUUUCUUAUGAUGACCUAAAAAUGAACGUAAUCUGUGGUAUCUUUAAAGCCAGACUCUGUUGACAAAAGCAGCCAUUUUACCUCACUGAACACAGGAGGUGCUGGUCCACAGUUGCCUCAAUCAGUUGGUUUGUUUGUAUUACUGUGUGACUUUGGUGAAUCUGAACUAACCCUUUAGAAACACCAAAGUCACACAAUAAUACAAACUAACUGGUUGAGGUAGUGGUAGACCAGCAGCUGCCAGCAGGGUUAAAUUACUAGUUUUGUAAAUAGAGUCUGGCUUUGAAGGGAGCAUAGUAAAGUUUCAGUGUCAGUUUCAGUGUCAGGCAAACGACUGGAUAAAUGAGACUUGGAUUAUACUACAGUAGUUGUGUGAGAGUUUGUAAACAGAUGUUUUGACAUAGUUUUGCUGUUGUUAAAGGCGGCCCCCAAUUAAUCCAAUGUAUUAAGAAUUUUCUUUGUUUUGGGAGUCCAAGUUCACCGGAGGCACGAAUAAUUGUAAUUGAUACACAAAUGGUCAUUUGGGGGGUGAAGUAUUCUUUUAGUAUCUCUUUUAUUGUGUGUAACUUUUAUCAAGAUUUAUGCAGUUUUUCAACAUAUUUUACUCACACACAAACCUCACACUCACAUUCACGUGACUCUGGAAGGACACACAGUUGAAAAGUUCAGGCCUGAUGCUUACCUACUUACACAGCCUUACUAUGACUAAUCCACUUUGAGAUUUGAUCUGUUGACCAUCCAGCUGUCUAACACCCACAGCAGACAAGAACGGUUCAGUUAUCAAAGGUUUUUAAUAUUUCUACUGUAUUUGAAUGUAACAAACAGGUGGUAUGAAAUCAGUAAACUAGCACAUCAAGUAUCGAGUUUCUGGUUUUGUCCUGAACAAACUAAUGAAAAUCAGCGAAAUACAAUCGCCAUUAAGUGUUGUAUUUUUUUUUUAAAUAAUCCUGUUGUCUGUUUGUUGUGUUUUUAAGUGUUUUAUAGGCUCCAGAUGGACUUUUUUUUUGUUAUAUAAAAUAAGAUAUGCCUUCAUUGGUGUGAAGUUAUAUUAAGAUCUUAUACGUUAUCAUGCACCUUUCCUGUUUGGACACAAGGGGGCGGUCUUCUCCCAGUGUGUGGGGGAAACAUGCCAGACACAAUAGUAGAAGGGCAAUAAACCACUUAUUUCUAA
Molecule: messenger RNA, 4804 nt
Organism: Epinephelus lanceolatus (giant grouper)
Lineage: Eukaryota; Metazoa; Chordata; Actinopteri; Perciformes; Serranidae
Gene: gmip
Product: GEM interacting protein
Biological process (GO): activation of GTPase activity; negative regulation of GTPase activity; signal transduction
Cellular component (GO): plasma membrane
Molecular function (GO): GTPase activator activity
Source: RefSeq, a predicted model, not a curated record